Molecule: messenger RNA, 1500 nt
Organism: Cercospora beticola
Lineage: Eukaryota; Fungi; Ascomycota; Dothideomycetes; Mycosphaerellales; Mycosphaerellaceae
Source: RefSeq, a predicted model, not a curated record
GCACGGCGCUCCGAAGACCAUUCAUCAUUCCGACUGCGAUGCAUUACUACACAUCGACUAAUAGAUCGAAAUGUUUUGCACAAUCCCCACAGGCACACUGGUCUAGUUGCUCGGGGUGGACUUCGGUCAGCUCUGCUACCAAUAGCUGAGCAUUGUCGUGCUACGCGACAGGCUGUCAAAUGAAUUUUCAAGCUCGUAUGCAAUGCGAUGCAAUGCGCUGGACGUAGCUUGGACAGCAUCGGCGUCCGCCACCUUCUGCCAGGCUCUUGCGCCCAAACCCACCACUCGCGAAACAUCGAGGAUGGCAAUGCGAUCCACAAUCUACUGGCCGGACACGUACAGCCGCAUUCAAGAUGGAGAGCCGCUCGGGCGUACAGAGACACAAGACGCAUAUAUAACGUGAAGCUGAUUCCCAGCAAUAUCAUUCAUUCUCUACAUUCGAGUCAAUCACCAUCAGCCUCAAACCAACAAUCGCCAACAUGAAAUUCACUUUCUCCUCGAUCAUGGCUGUUGCCAGCCUUGCGGCACAAUCGUUCGCGGAUUCUGUCCCCUUCGAACGUCUCAACAAGUCCGAUGCCCUGCUCUUGAUUCUGGAUUUGCAAGUUGGACUUUACAGCCUCGCAAGAGAUUUCGAUCCUACGCUUUAUUACAACUCCAUGAUCGCGCACGCUGCAAUCGGCGAGAUCUUCCCAGAGCUCCCUGUCAUCAUGACAACUUCCGCUCAGACUGGUCCGAACGGCCCCCUCCCAAAGGCCAUCUUGGACAUGUAUCCUAACCGAACUCUUGUGCCGCUUGUGCAGAGACAAGGCGAGGUCAAUGCGUGGGACAACGAAGAGUUCAGAGACGCUAUCAGGGCUGCGAACAAAAGCCAGAUCAUAGUUGGCGGGAUCGUCACGGACGUUUGCACGACCUUCCUGGCACUCUCGCUGCGUGAAGAAGGAUACUCCGUCUGGGCGAACGUUGAAGCCUCUGGAACCACAACUUCUCUCAUCAGAGAUGUUUCGAACGACCGAAUGGCCCAAGCCGGUGUCCAGAUCGUCAGCCUGUUCAGCAUUGUGUGUGAUCUCAUGCGAGAUUGGCGCAACACUCCAGGUGCUGAGACGAUCAUUCCUUGGUUGCAGAAGUACUAUCCCGUCUAUGGCACUUUGGCCCAGUCUCAUGGAGGUGCCAUCCAGAACGGAACUAUCAUUCCUGGUGAAGCACCACUCUUGCCUGCAAGCUAUGAGUAGUGGAAUAGGGCUAGCACCAGCAAUGCGAGUAAUGCAGAACGAUCGAUGAUAGAUCUGGUCAAGCACAGCCUAUCUCAUCGCCUGCUGCAUUACCACGGCAUUGCUUGGUGGGUGGAGGGCACGGCGUACACUGGGUUCAGCCCUCUAUCGCGCGCAGCACGAUCGCAUGGCACAUGUUGAUAGUCGGAAAGUUGAGGCUGUAGCUGCUUCGUCACUUAGGCAAAUAGUUCUGCAAGGUAGCGAUACUGCAUCAAUUCGUUACAACUCGAAA